Messenger RNA from Emys orbicularis (European pond turtle), 1053 nucleotides. It is a transcript of the gene CCN3, whose product is annotated as cellular communication network factor 3. The record is from RefSeq and is a predicted model, not a curated record. NCBI's taxonomy places the organism in Eukaryota, Metazoa, Chordata, Testudines, Emydidae. The transcript is spliced from 5 exons. Gene Ontology annotation, biological process: cell adhesion; signal transduction. Gene Ontology annotation, molecular function: integrin binding; heparin binding. Gene Ontology annotation, cellular component: extracellular region; extracellular matrix. Bases 1 to 1053 code for a protein of 350 amino acids.
AUGAGGCUGACGCGUGGCUGUGACCGGAGGCAGCGCCUGCCCAGCCUGGGGCUGCUGCUGCUGCUGUGCAAGGUGAGUGGCCAGCCGCCGCCGUGCCCCCCGCAGUGCGGCGGCCGCCCGUGCCCGGCAGAGCCACCCAGCUGCGCCCCGGGAGUGCCCGCCGUGCUGGACGGCUGCGCCUGCUGCCUGGUGUGCGCCCGGCAGCGCGGGGAGAGCUGCUCCGAGCGGCAGCCCUGCGACCAGGGCAGCGGCCUCUACUGCGACCGCAGCGCCGGGGCCGGGCGGGGCAUCUGCAUGGUGCUUGAAGGAGACAACUGUGUGUUUGAUGGGGUUAUUUAUCAGAGUGGGGAGACAUUCCAGCCCAGCUGUAAAUACCAGUGUGCCUGCAGAGAUGGACAGAUUGGCUGUGUGCCCCGCUGUAACCUUGACCUACUGCUCCCUGGUCCUGAUUGCCCUUUCCCAAGGAAAACUGAAGUCCCAGGAGAGUGCUGUGAGAAGUGGACUUGUGACCCUAAAGAGGAAGUGACUUUGGGCAGUUUUGCUAUGGCUGCAUAUACAAAAGAAUCAACUCUUGGAAUUGAUGUCUCUGACUCAAGUUCCAACUGUAUUGAGCAGACAACAGAAUGGAGUUCAUGUUCCAAAAGCUGUGGAAUGGGCUUUUCCACCCGCAUUACAAACAGGAAUCCUCAGUGUGAGAUGAUGAAGCAGACACGACUCUGCAUGGUGCGACCUUGUGAGAACGAACAGCUGAUUGAUAAGAAAGGGAAAAAGUGUGUCCGAACAAAGAAGUCAUUGAAAGCUGUUCACUUUGAGUACAAGAACUGCACUAGUAUACAGACCUAUAAACCCCGCUAUUGUGGGCUCUGCACUGAUGGACGAUGCUGCACACCACACAACACCAAGACAAUCAAGGUUGAGUUCCAGUGUCCCCAGAGCAAAGUCCUCAAAAAGCCAAUGAUGCUGAUCACUACCUGUGUCUGUCAUAACAACUGUCCCCAAGACAACGUUUUCUUCCAGCUGUUAGAGCCAAUGUUCAGUGGAGUAAAAAUAUGA